UGCAGCCCAUUGACGAUAGCCCACCUGACUGCAGCCCAUUGACGAUAGCCCACCUGACUGCAGCCCAUUGACGAUAGCCCCCCUGACUGUAGCCCCCUGACAGUAGCCCGCCUGACUGCAGCCCCCUGACAGUAGCCCACCUGACUCCACCAUCCUGACAGUAGCCCCCCUGACUGCAGCCUCCUGACGGCAGCCCCCCUGACUGCAGCCCCCCUGGUAGCGCCUCUGACUGCAGCCCACCUGACUGCAGCCUCCUGAUGGUAGUCCCUCUGAUGGCAGACCCCCUGAUAGCAGCCCAGCUCUCAUUCUUGUUCCUCUGUUUGGCUCUGUCCUCCGUGGCUGGAUUCUGUGUGGACACCAAACAACCAAUCAUCUUCCAGGGUCCAGACCACAGCUUUGGAUACCAAGUGGUCCAGAUGGAUAAACGGGUCAUAGUCAGCGCUCCCCUUCAUCAGACUACUACUAAUAGAACUGGACAACUCUAUGACUGCAGCCCUACAUCUAGAACCUGUCAACCAAUCACAAUCAGUGGUAAUCCGGACGAUGUGUUUAUAUCUCUGGGACUCGCUGUGGCUGUAAAUCGGGACUCAUCCCAGUUACUGGUUUGUGACCCAAGGAUCCAUAAAGACUGUGGAAACAAUAUCUAUGUAUCUGGACGAUGUUACAAGCUGAACAACCAUCUGGAGGUCAAGGAAAUCCUGCCACCAAAACUACCAGAAUGUAACAUGUUCAGCCUGGACAUCGCUUUACUUAUCGAUGGAUCUGGAAGUAUCCAUCCAAGCGAUUUCACAUUAAUGUUAAACUUUGUAUCCUCCGUCAUGGAUGCCUUUAAGGAAACGGAUACUCAGUUUGCUCUGAUGCAAUACUCCAAUCGAUUUCAAAAACACUUUGAUUUCAAUGAAUUUUCUGCUACAAGAAAUCCCAGAAUUCUGACAGCAAGCAUUAGGCCAGAAAGAAGCAAGACACGUACCUCAUCGGCCAUUGAGACAGUGCUGAAUGAACUGUUUAUCCCAGAAAGUGGUUCUCGUGACUGGGCGAAGAAGAUUCUCAUCCUCAUUACAGAUGGAAAGACAGAUGGAGAGAACCCUAGAUAUCCAGAGGUUAUUGGUAAAGCAGAAAGAAUGGGGGUACUGCGUUUUGUUAUUGGGGUGGGAGAUGCAUUCAAAAACCCCGACGCUUACCAGGAACUGGUGGCCAUUGCAUCGGACAAAACCAGCGACCAUAUUAUGAGAGUUAAUGACUUCUCUGCACUCAUCAACUUAAAGAAAGAUCUGGAGAACAAAAUUUUUGCUAUUGAAGGGACACAGUCACAGACAGGAAGCUCAUUCCAGUUGGAGAUGUCACAGGAGGGAUUCAGUGCAAUUUUAACAGAAGAAGGGUCCAUUCUGGGAUCAGUUGGAGCAUAUGAUUGGUCUGGAGGAGCGUCUAUUUACAAGGAUGACAAGAGUAGUACCUGGAUAAAUGCCACUCGAGAGGAAACCGAUAUGAAGGAUUCGUACAUGGGGUAUGCAUUGUUGCAGGUGGGAAAGGAUGUCAUGGCAUUUGGAGCCCCAAGAUACCAACAUAUCGGCAAUGUCCAGAUCUUCAAGAAAGACCCAGCUACCUCACAGUGGCACAAGAAGGCCACCGCCACGGGGGACAAGAUUGGGUCGUACUUUGGAUCAUCAUUGAGCGUGGUCCAAGUAAACACAAACACAUUCAAGACGCUCCUCCUGGUUGGAGCCCCUACAUACUAUUCUCCAGAAGUUCCUGGGGGUCGUGUUUACCUGUGUCCAGUUCCUGCCAUGGAUAUUAACUUGCGUCAUGUCACUCUAUCAUGCCUGAAUACCCUGCAUGGGGACACUACUAAGAUUCUGGGACAUUUUGGUUCAGCCAUCUCUGUGUUGCCAGACCUGACUGGAGAUGACCUACCUGACCUGGCAGUUGGUGCUCCAUGUGAGGACAACAACCAAGGAGCUUUAUACAUCUUUGCCGGUCAGCCAGGUGGUUUCAGAACGUCAUAUAUCCAGCAUAUUGCAGGCAGCCAGGUCAGUAGUGGUCUCAUGCUCUUCGGCAGGUCAAUGAGUGGGAACCUGGACAUGUCUAGUGACGGCCUUCCUGAUCUGGCUGUGGGGAGCAAAGGCAAUGUCUUAAUAAUGAGGACUCGUCCAGUUUUGGGGGUUUCAAUUUCAAUGACAUUUGAACCACCAGAGAUCCCCCUUUCAGUUUAUGAAUGUCCUGAUCCAAAGGACUUUAGGAAAGAACUGCAAAUGGAAGUGUGUGUAGCCACCAGCCUGAAAACCUCCCAGUACAAAGAUGAAAUUUCUGCAGAGUUAAAGUACACUCUCUCGCUGGAUUCUGGCCGCACUCAGAAACGCGCUCAGUUUAAAGGUUCAGGGCAAUCUCUGGAUGCAACUGUGAAACUGACAAAGGAGAAAGUUUGCAGGAAGCACUCAUACCAGAUACCCGAGUGUGUGGACGAUUCUAUGUCACCCCUAAGUGUUGUGUUACAUUUCUCCAUGAGUGGAGUGCCUGUAAUGAGCGAAGACUCCUCCACAAGCCACAUCGGGCAGGUUCCAUUCCAGAAGAAUUGCGGGAGUGAUGGAGUGUGUCAGGAUGAUCUCACUGUCUCGUCCUCGUUUGGCAGUGUGCCCCAGCUUGUGGUGGGGGUGAAUCUUGAGGUUAAUCUAACUGUCUCUGUGCAGAAUCAUGGGGAUGAUUCUUACAAUUCGCAGGUUCUUAUCUCUUACCCCGGUGGUCUAUCGUAUCGCAGAGUGUCUCUUGAACAGAGCAAUAAACGUGUCAUCAUUUCAUGUGCGGCUCUGGACGAGCAAAUACAGGUCAACUGUGGAGUCAACAACCCUCUACUGAGACCUAACACAACGGCUACAUUUGUGGUCAGUUUUCAUGUCUCUGGGAUGGCCGAUCUAGGAGAUUCUCUGUCUAUGGCAGCCAGUGUUACCAGUGAUAAUGUAAACGGGACUGAAGUAAUGAAAUCAGAAGCUCAGCUGAAAGUGGUUUACGGCAUCUAUGUUACAAUAACCAGCCUUGAAGAAUCAACCAAAAACAUCAACUUUUCAUCCCAAGAAAUGAAUAAGGAAUCCAGCACUCGCUACGUGCAACAUGUUUACAGAGUAAAUAACCUGGGUCAGCACGCACUUCCUCUGUCCGUAUCCUUCAUGAUCCCGCUGAGGCUGCAAGAUGAUCUGCUUUGGGGGAAGAUUGUGAUUACCAGCUCAGAGCCGGGCCCUGCGAACUGUACAGUAAUAGGAGAGAUACCCGCACCAGAGAACAGCCAGGAGCUCCUGAGAGCCCGGCCACUGCUGGACUGCAAUGUGACUACUUGCCGCCAUUUUAUAUGUAACAUCAGCCACAUGGAGAUUAGAACCGCGAUUACCUUCACCGUAAGCGGGCAAGUAACCACAGCCUGGGCCAAGCAGACGGAGCUACCAAAGGUACCCCUCCAGAGUCGGGCAGAAAUUGGUUACGAUUUCGGGAAAUAUCAGCACAUCCUGGAUCAGAAUGAGCGUUUCGUCCGAGCACAGGCGCAGACCACACUCGAGGUGUUCACGGAAUAUAAUUAUCUGCCUGUGAUCGUGGGGAGCAGUGUUGGGGGUUUGAUUGUCCUGGCGUUAAUCGCUGCUGGGCUGUAUAAGCUGGGGUUCUUCAAACGGCAGUACAAACAGAUGAUGAAUAAGCCGAAUGAAGAGCCAGGACAAAAACCACAGGAGAACAUUGCCCCCGUCUAAACAAGAACAGACACUGCAGCCAAAACAGCCAGAAUUCUACAAAAUGUUCAUUUUAUUAUUCAACUUACUAUUUAGUUAGUUAAAUGCAAAAAAACUAAACAAAAAAAUACCCAAUUUCUGUAUAGCUGAAGAGGUAUUAUAUCUAUAUAGCUGAGAGAGAAAGAACGGCAGGUGUUUGGUGAAGGAGGAGAUGCAAAGGCUGGAUAUAAAGUAUAAUAAAUGAAAUAAACAGAUUAAAUAUACUGGACUCCAAUUCAAACCUCA
Messenger RNA from Pelobates fuscus (common spadefoot toad), 3992 nucleotides. RefSeq names its product integrin alpha-M-like. Gene Ontology annotation, cellular component: integrin complex; external side of plasma membrane. The transcript has 30 exons. Gene Ontology annotation, biological process: cell-matrix adhesion; cell-cell adhesion; integrin-mediated signaling pathway. Lineage: Eukaryota; Metazoa; Chordata; Amphibia; Anura; Pelobatidae. The record is from RefSeq and is a predicted model, not a curated record. Gene Ontology annotation, molecular function: integrin binding. The coding region runs from base 258 to 3728 and encodes 1156 amino acids.